Molecule: messenger RNA, 1418 nt
Organism: Oenanthe melanoleuca
Lineage: Eukaryota; Metazoa; Chordata; Aves; Passeriformes; Muscicapidae
Gene: DNAJB1
Product: DnaJ heat shock protein family (Hsp40) member B1
Exons: 3
Coding region: 104-1084 (326 amino acids)
Cellular component (GO): cytosol
Molecular function (GO): transcription corepressor activity; Hsp70 protein binding
Source: RefSeq, a predicted model, not a curated record
CGCCCCAUCCCGGUCCCUCCCCGGUCCCUCCCCGCCCCCCCGCCCCUCUCCGCUCCCUCCCGCGCCGCUCCUCGCCGUGCCCGGUGCCAGAGCAGGGGCGGCCAUGGGCAAGGACUAUUACCGCACGCUGGGUCUGUCCCGGGGCGCGUCCGCCGCCGACAUCCGCCGCGCGUACCGGCGGCAGGCGCUGCGCUGCCACCCCGACAAGGAUCGCUCCCCCGGCGCCGAGCAGCGCUUCAAGGAGGUGGCCGAGGCCUACGACGUGCUGAGCGACCCCAAAAAACGGGAGAUCUUCGACAAGUACGGGGAGGAGGGCCUCAAGGGGGGCGCCCCCAGCCCCGGCCCGGGGGGCUCCAACGGCCCCACCUUCACCUACACGUUCCGCGGGGACCCCCACGCCAUGUUCGCCGAGUUCUUCGACGGGCGCAACCCCUUCGACACGUUCUUCGUGCAGCGCGGCGGCGGCGACGACGAGGAGGGCGAGGAGGCGUUCGGCGCGUUCCGCGUGGGCUUCCCGCGGGGCCGCGAGGGGCGGCGGCAGGACCCGCCCGUGCUGCACGAGCUGCGCGUGUCCCUCGAGGAGAUCUACAGCGGCUGCACCAAGAAGAUGAAGAUCUCGCACAAGCGCCUGGGCCCCGACGGGAAGACGCUGCGGAACGAGGACAAGAUCCUGAGCAUCGAGGUGAAGCGCGGCUGGAAGGAGGGCACCAAGAUCACCUUCCCCAAGGAGGGCGACCAGACCCCCAACAACAUCCCGGCCGACGUGGUGUUCGUGCUCAAGGACAAACCGCACGACGUGUUCCGGCGCGACGGCUCCGACAUCGUCUACCCGGCCAGGAUCAGCCUGCGCGAGGCUCUGUGUGGCUGCACGGUGACCGUCCCCACCCUGGACGGCCGCUCCAUCCCCAUGCACUUCCAGGACGUGCUCAAGCCGGGGGUCAAGCGCCGCGUGCCGGGGGAGGGGCUGCCCCUCCCCCGCUGUCCGGAGCAGCGCGGCGACCUCGUCAUCGAGUUCGAGGUCAAGUUCCCCGACCGGAUCCCGCCGGCCUCCAAAACGCUGCUGGAGCAGAUCCUGCCCCUCUAGGGACCCCCCAAAUCCCCCAAAACCCGCCCGGGGCUGGGGGGGGGGGGCUGGACUUGGGGGGACGCGCCCCCCUCCCCCCAAAAAAAAUCCGGGUCUGGGGGCGCCGGGUUCCCGUCCUCACCUCGGGGGGGCUUGGGGGGUCUCAGCCCCCCCAGUCUCCACCUAGGAGGGGUUUGGGGUGUCCUGAUCUCCAAUCUCAGAACCUGGGGGGGAUUUUUGGGGGUCUCAGCCCCCCCAGUCUCCACCUAGGAGGGGUUUUGGUGUGUCCUGUUCCCCAAUCUCAGACCUUGGGCGGGUUUGGGGGGUCUCACCCUCCCCAAUCUCCACCUACAAG